Molecule: messenger RNA, 4744 nt
Organism: Acanthopagrus latus (yellowfin seabream)
Lineage: Eukaryota; Metazoa; Chordata; Actinopteri; Spariformes; Sparidae
Exons: 6
Coding region: 103-3621 (1172 amino acids)
Molecular function (GO): protein binding
Source: RefSeq, a predicted model, not a curated record
AAUACCUGAGGUGGGCGGGGCUUUGCUGUCAGUCAGAACUAAGUCAACGACCUCUGACCAGGCAGUGAGAGAAACUCAGAAACUGUUGGAUUAAAGACGACGAUGGCAACAGAUUUCACCCAGGACACAGUGUUACAUUUCCUCCAGAGCAGCGGAGGCUCGGUGAAAAACUCAGACUUGCUUCUGCACUUCAGGAAUUUUAUUCGGGACCAUGCAGACCGAGACAGAAACCGGGAGCUCUUCAAAAAGUUUGUCAACUCUGUGGCCACCGUUCAACAGCUCGACGGCGUUUCCUACGUCGUCCUCAGGAGGAAAUUCAGAGGACUUGUCGGCGGUGACCGGGGCUCCUCCGGGCCGCUGCGACCCGCAGAGAAGAACAAGCAGCCCUACCCGGAAAACGCGAAACGGAGCCCCGCUGUGAGAGCAGAGAAGCCUCGGCAGAAACCUCCGCUGAAGGAGGCGACAACACCCGCCCCGCCGGGAGACUCCGACGGGAAUACAAUCUUAUCUGCGGCUGGGAUUGUGCUCAACAACAACAACAACAACAACUUGGAGACAAGUUUCAACCUCAGGCAGCAGCAGGUAAUAAAAACACCUGAAGUUUGCGUGAGACCUGCAGCAGGUGAGGUGGUGAGUCAGAUCCCAGAGAAAAAGCAAGUGCGAAUCUCCAGCCUGUCAGAGCCUCCUGCCCAGGGUCAGCUUACUAAAGUAGGACAGCUCAGGGUGGGUCCAGGCCUGCCUCCAGAACCCACACCUGUGGUCUCAGCCAUCAGACAUGACGGAGCAGUCUCCCAGCAGCCUCCAGUCCCAGAACCCCUGAGAGGGAGGCAGUUUGAAGGAGCUCUUCAACAGGAGCGUCCUCUUCAUCCUCAGGUCGUCCCACACCGCAUCCGACACAGACCCAGCUACAAAACUGCUGUUUCUUAUGAUGAAGAUGAGGAGGAAGGGGACAAGGUCCAGAUGAGGCCGGGCUCAGCAGGAGGAGCGUGGCCCGUUAGCACUCCUCUUGGAGACAUAGGGAGGGCUAUGUCUGCUUCCUCGCCAUGCAUUGUAGACCCACCCACCCCUCCUUCAAUAGUCUCGUCUUCCUCCUCUUCAUCAGAAAGGAAGCUCCCAAAGAUUUACAUCCACGAUGUGAAGGGAGAAAUGCUGCCUUCUGGUGGUUCAGACCGGAGAUUGGAGUCAGGGGUGGGGGUGAGAGGACAGUGGGCUGGACCAGGGUCGGGACCAGGAUCCGCUCCAAUAGAUCCAAUGUCCACCAGAUGCAGCCUACCUUCAGAGGUAGGGCACCACUCGCCAUCUCCAGACCGAACUCCAGAGGUGCUGCCUCACCAUGAUGCUCUCAUGGACCACAGAUACCCGCAGCCUGCAGGUGUCCAGCUGGAGCCCAGGCAGGGGCUGGGUCAACAGCUGUUGUCCGCCAGAGGAUCAGGGUGGAACAGCAGCUACGGGGAUCUACAGGCCAGAUCAGCAGCUGAGGUGGUGAGUCAGAUCUCAGAGAAAAAGCAAGUGCGAAUCUCCAGCCUGUCAGAGCCUCCUGCCCAGGGUCAGCUUACUAAAGUAGGACAGCUCAGGGUGGGUCCAGGCCUGCCUCCAGAACCCACACCUGUGGUCUCAGCCAUCAGACAUGACGGAGCAGUCUCCCAGCAGCCUCCAGUCCCAGAACCCCUGAGAGGGAGGCAGUAUGAAGGAGCUCUUCAACAGGAGCGUCCUCUUCAUCCUCAGGUCGUCCCACGCCGCAUCCGACACAGACCCAGCUACAAAACUGCUGUCUCUUAUGAUGAAGAUGAGGAGGAAGGGGACAAGGUCCAGAUGAGGCCGGGCUCAGCAGGAGGAGCGUGGCCCGUUAGCACUCCUCUUGGAGACAUAGGGAGGGCUAUGUCUGCUUCCUCGCCAUGCAUUGUAGACCCACCCACCCCUCCUUCAAUAGUCUCGUCUUCCUCCUCUUCAUCAGAAAGGAAGCUCCCAAAGAUUUACAUCCACGAUGUGAAGGGGGAAAUGCUGCCUUCUGGUGGUUCAGACCGGAGAUUGGAGUCAGGGGUGGGGGUGAGAGGACAGUGGGCUGGACCAGGGUCGGGACCAGGAUCCGCUCCAAUAGAUCCAAUGUCCACCAGAUGCAGCCUACCUUCAGAGGUAGGGCACCACUCACCAUCUCCAGACCGAACUCCAGAGGUGCUGCCUCACCAUGAUGCUCUCAUGGACCACAGAUACCCGCAGCCUGCAGGUGUCCAGCUGGAGCCCAGGCAGGGGCUGGGUCAACAGCUGUCCAGCCGCAGCAGCAUCCUCUCCUCCUCAUCUGACACAGGCUUCCCCAGCAGCGACUGGCAGCUGUCAGGCUCCCCCAGAGGAUCAGGGUGGAACAGCAGCUACGGGGAUCUACAGGCCAGAUCAGGUAAGGCAGGGGAUGGGUCGAUAAUCCAGGAGGUACUCCAUCGAACUCAAAGGACCAAGUUUGAGAGUGUCAUGCAUCAUGUCAAGAGUAAAACCUUGGCGCCUUGGCAUCGCUCCAGUGAAUAUCUGUAUGACUACCAGGAAUCUGCAGCUCAUGAUCUACCAAGACAUGUCUCAACAGAUGAUCUUUACAACAACCGGGAGGGUGCUGAUUCGAGCGAGGGCUCCACCUUUUCACCAGUGCAGCCACAGAGCCCGGCAGUCGUUAGGCGGCUCAACAGCCAGGUCAGGAGCAGGAUGUGCCGCAGCCUGGGAGCCGACCUCGACCAGAUCCUCCAGGAGGAGGCAAGGGGAGGAGUAGAAGGAGGAAGUGAGGCAGCUCGUCUGAACCGCCUCCACCUAAUCUCCUCGUCACUCAGCCUUCACUACAACCUGUCGUCCUCCUCGCUGUCAUCCUGUUCCACACCACCUCGCUGCCACAGCCUCGCUGACCUGGUGGAGGGGGUGGAGGGAAAAGGACUGAGGAGGAGUCUCCCUGCUGCGUCCUCAUCCUCCACUGCCCCUCAUGAAGGCCCCAGUAGGCAGUCACUGGUUCCUCUGGAGUCCAGGGAGCACACCUGGCUGGUGAAGGGAGCUGCAGGUGCGUGGCCCGACAUCUACUCCCUGUUCAGAGAGGACUCAUCCCUGCUCAACAGACGAGAUUUCAUUUCUGGCUUCACUGUGCUUCACUGGAUUGCCAAACACGGUGACCACAGGGCCCUCAACACUUUAUGGUAUGGAGUUGAAAAGGCCGGUUUGGCCUUCGACAUAAAUGCCAGGUCAACAUGCGGCCACACGCCUCUCCACAUCGCUGCUAUCCAUGGGCACAAGAAUAUAAUGCGGUUGCUGGUUAGUAAGUUCAAGGCCAAUUUGAAGCUGAGGGACACAGCUGGAAAGAAGCCCUGGCAGUACCUGAGUUGCACUGCGUCACCUGAUGUCUUCCAGCUGCUGGGAGCUCCACCACAGGCUGCUUGGAGAGAAGAAGUCGGAGUGGGGAGAGUAGAAAAGAGCUUGAAAUCAGAACAGCAUCAGCGGCGGAGGCGGCGGCAUCACUUCUCCUCAGCUUCUGGAGAGAGGCCACUGAUCAUAUCAGGCACGACGAGGGUCAAAAGGUCAUCGUCAAUCGCUGCGUUCCUCAAACAUAAAUCACUGCGUGGCUUCCAAGGACAUCAGUCUGAUUCCUCUAUUUAAAAACUUGACCUGAUGGAUUAUUAAACCUGAUUCAGGCCUCAAAACGGCAUAGCCAAGAUCAAGAAGUGGCCAAUGAUAUGUGUUUCACGUGCAUAUACCCCCACAGGUUUUCUUGGCACUGACCUAGCCCCCUGCGUUUUUACAUCUAGUUCUGACUGUUUGGAAAAAUAGUGGACUGUUGUCUUUUAAUUCUGGUGGGUUUUAAUUCACACUGACCUGUUACUAACAAGCCAAGAAACUCAAAGGUUAGUCUUAGAUUGGACAGUUUUGGCAACUGUCAUUCAGCAUCAUCAUGACCUACGUGGCAAAAUCUCUACAGGUGUGGCUGCUUCAGAAAUGCCAUUGGAAAAGUGUGGUGUAAUAUCAUUACAAAAAAAAAUGGUGCAACAUGGCUUUGUGCUGAAAAGGGUUAGGGUUGAGAAUUUUUUAAUUUCUUAAAAACUACUAGAAAAACAUGUGGCACAAGAGAGGGGCACUGACCAGCUGUGCUGUACUAUAGGAAAACAGUGGUUUUGCUGCAGCUCUUACUUGUGCAUCUUGCUUUGAACGACCAUUAAAACAUAACUAGCAUGGUACUCUACUAUAGGUAACACUGAUCACUGGCAUUUAAAAAAGAAGACUGGACAUUUGACACUUCAGUGGCCAGUUGUGUUGAUGGUGAGUAUUAGUAGCAUAUAGGGUAACUUAUUUCACACUGUAGUUAUGUUCUGUAAUGUUCAACACAAAUGAAUACACACAACAUACAGCUUAACAAUUACAUAGUUUUGUGAUGAUUUUGUUUUUCACUCUGACAGACUCGCUAUUCAAGUUCUUCAUGUAGUCUUUCAGUACAAGGGGAAUGGUCACACACUCAAGCGGGGCAUGAGUGUAAAGAAGGGAUACUAUUGGCUAUGCAGGCAAUGGGUGUGAGAAAAGGGUCAAUCUUUUAAGAGGGGCCAUAGGCAAUGGGCUGUGGCAUCUACCAUUUAGAAAUGGCCCUGGUUGAGUGGGUGAAAUGGGUGGAGACCCUCCAGCAAAAAAUGCAGGAGUAUCGAGAGAACUUGUUCAGUUCACUCCAAGAACCAAACCCACUGUUUGUUGGUGUUGCUGCCUUGUAUACUCCAAUAAACUCCUUUGUACCAGA